Myripristis murdjan (pinecone soldierfish) is the source of this 4514-nucleotide messenger RNA. It is a transcript of the gene nr2c2, whose product is annotated as nuclear receptor subfamily 2, group C, member 2. Gene Ontology annotation, biological process: regulation of DNA-templated transcription. Gene Ontology annotation, molecular function: sequence-specific DNA binding; zinc ion binding; DNA-binding transcription factor activity. The record is from RefSeq and is a predicted model, not a curated record. Bases 262 to 2073 code for a protein of 603 amino acids. NCBI's taxonomy places the organism in Eukaryota, Metazoa, Chordata, Actinopteri, Holocentriformes, Holocentridae. The transcript is spliced from 15 exons.
AGCGGAGGAAGGAGGGGAGGAAAAAAAAAAACUCAACGGGCUGGCGGUGUGGGGGUCACGAACUAUGACCUUUAACAGAAGAAAACCAAAACAAAUAUUUUAUAAAAUAGCAGACAACUAUAAAUCUGUGAUCCCCGAAUCCCGGAGACAGACCUCACUAAUGACCUUACAUCAUCAUGACGACCAACCCGAAUCUGCUUUCUCAGCAGAAAUUGGCCUCUGAGCAGGUAGCAAAGGUGUCUAACCUCUCCCUCAGAUUUGAUGAUGAGUGGGUCUCCGCAGCACUUUCAGGUCAUCUCCACUGAGCCUGCUACAACACCACAGCGAAUACAGAUUGUAACAGACCAGCAGACUGGUCAGAAGAUCCAGAUAGUGACAGCGAUGAACCCGUCCAGUGCUCCCAAGCAGCAGUUCAUCCUGACCACGGCUGAUGGCUCAGGGACAGGCAAGGUGAUCCUGGCCUCUCCAGACAGCCAUAACACAAAGCAGCUCAUCUUUACAUCUGCAGACAGCCUGAUGCCGGGAAGGAUACAGAUUGUUACAGAUCCCGUGUCAAUGGAACGGCUGCUGGGGCAGUCAGGGGAUUUGAGCCGACCACAGCCAGUGGAGUACUGUGUGGUGUGUGGAGACAAGGCUUCAGGGCGUCACUAUGGAGCAGUCAGUUGUGAGGGGUGUAAGGGCUUCUUCAAAAGGAGCGUGAGGAAGAAUUUGACCUACAGCUGCCGCAGUAAACAGGACUGCGUCAUCAAUAAACACCACCGCAAUCGCUGCCAGUUCUGUCGGUUGCGGAAAUGCCUGGAGAUGGGGAUGAAAACUGAGUCCGUGCAGAGUGAGAGGAAGCCGAUUGAUCUGGUGCCCAGAGAGAAGCAUGCCAACUGUGCUGCAUCCACACAAAAGAUUUACAUCCGGAAGGACCUUAACAGCCCGCUCAUUGCCACGCCAACCUUUAUCUCUGACUCUGAGACAGAUGUCUCCAGAUCCAGCCUGCUGGACCAGGGGAUGCUGGUUAACAUCCAGCAGCCUGUCAUCCAGACUGAUGGAACUUUGCUGCUGGCUGCUGACUCAAAGAUGGAGUCAGGGCAGGGGGACUUGGGGACACUAGCGAAUGUGGUGACAUCACUGGCCAGCCUGAGUGACUCACUCAACGAGAAUUUAAAUAACGGUGAUACCUCAGACAGCCAGCAGGAGGAGCAAUCUGCCAACGAUAUAACACGUGCCUUUGACACCCUGGCCAAAGUCCUGAACCCACCAGAAGCAGGGAUGGGACAGGGCCUGGCAGACAAGUCGCAGUGUGUCAGUGGAGCGACCAUCCAGCUGAUUGGUCGAGACCAGGAGACUCCCAUCAUUGAGGUGGAGGGGCCGCUGCUCACAGACAGCCAUGUCAGCUUCAAGCUGACUAUGCCCAGCCCCAUGCCUGAGUAUUUGAAUGUACACUACAUCUGUGAGUCAGCAUCCCGCCUCCUCUUCCUCUCCAUGCACUGGGCUCGCUCCAUCCCCGCCUUCUCAGCUCUUGGUCAGGAGGCAAACACCAGUUUGGUGCGAGCCAGCUGGAACGAGUUGUUCACUCUAGGUCUAGCUCAGUGUGCUCAUGUGAUGAACCUGUCAACCAUCCUGGCUGCCAUCAUCAACCACCUUCAGAGCAGCAUCCAAGAUGACAAGGUUUCUGGGGACAGGGUGAAGCAGGUGAUGGAGCAUAUCUGGAAGUUGCAGGAGUUCUGUAACAGCAUGACCAGGGUGGAGACGGACAGCUACGAGUAUGCCUACCUGAAGGCUAUCGUGCUCUUCAGCCCUGACCACCCGGGCCUGGAUAGUAGCAGCCAGAUUGAGAAGUUCCAGGAGAAAGCCCUAAUGGAGCUGCAGGACUACGUGCAGAAAACCUAUCCAGAUGACGCCUACAGGUUGACCCGUAUCCUGACGCGUCUGCCAGCGCUGCGCCUCAUGAGCUCAAGCAUCACAGAAGAGCUCUUCUUCACUGGCUUAAUAGGUAACGUCUCGAUAGACAGCAUCAUUCCCUACAUCCUCAAGAUGGAAACGGCUGAGUACAGCAGCCAGGACUCUGACCCUGCAGAAUGACACCCCAUCACUCCUGAGCCAGAGAAGAUAAGUCUACUUCACACACACUCUCUGCCCCCUAAAGGGUCAGCGUUGACCCCCAGUCCAUAAUCCUGCAGCGGCCCCUGCUCUUAUAACGAUGCAUGAUGCAAAACCAUUCAGGAGUCCCUGGUAGAUUAAGAUCCCGUGACACAGGAGAGCCAGGAUGGCACUUGAAGUGUUUUCUGGACGAGAUAAAGCAGUGUGGAAAGCUUGAGUUUCUUGGCCUAUAUUUCAUGGCGCUGAAUUUGACGAAAGAGGAGUUCCCUGCAGCUGGUGCUCGUUUCUCUUUCUGUUUUUAUAGCACUUAAAACAAAUUCCUUAUUAUGUGAACUUUGUCAACUAAACCUCUCGAGUUGUCAUAGUCUUAUCUAAGCCUUACCAUGCCCUUGUGUUGAUCACAUGCAUCAUUUUAGCACUAACUUUUGUUGCGAACGUCAGAUAGAUGAAAUAACCAGUACAGUCCUUAAUCUCAAAGUCAACUAAACACAAAUCUUGCACACAGGAACUGAAUUUCGCCUUUUUCAAAGCUCUCGUAUAAAGACUGAAGAAAAAAUUCUUGGUACGGACUGUAAAAUGGACUUUGAAACUGCAGUAUAACAGUAAAGGCUUCUCUGAAUGUCAUUAUAAAAUAGUAAAAUGAAACAUAUGUUGUUGGAAUUUUUUUUCUUUUGUUUAUUUUUUUAUCCAUUUUGAAAUUGACAGUUUCUUAUAUGAUGGAAAGCAUCAAUGUACAGUUACAUAUAUAAUGGUUCUUUCUUUACUCCUAGAUAAUGGUUGACAUAGGAACUUACAAAUCAGGUACAAGAACUAACUCAGUUUAAUGGCAACAAACCUCAAUCCUUAAUCUGCAGAGCAUUCGAGUGGACUAGUUAUCUUUGGUAUUUUGUCACCACACAGUGCAUUCACAGCUCCUUACAGCAUGACCAGUAUUUGAUUCACCUUCUGUUUCAUCAUUUUUCAGUAUUGUGCUUUGAAUCAGAUUCACAAAUUCAGUUACGCUAGAUUGGCCAGUUAAAUUGACCAAAUCUCUCUUAACAGAAUGGUCAUGUUUUAUUUUUAUGUUUUGUUUUGUUUUUUUCCUGCGGCAUAGUGUCUCAGAGAUUUUAUGCAGCACUGGAGAUGAUUAGGUACAGUUAUUUCUAGAUUAGGAAGUGCACAUUUGUACCAUGGUCAUGUUGCAAAUGUUGCCUGUGCAAUUACUACACCACUUUUCCCUUUAUGACAAUCAAUUAGGCUAUAUGCUAUUUUCCUCAGUUCUCAUCGAAUCAUGUCUGUUUUGUAUAAGCCUUUUUUUUUAAUCAUUCUGCAUUUUAUAUGUGUAUUUAUCAGUGGCAGUUGUUUUCUCUAAGGAAUCAGAUGAGCUUCAAUGUUUGGGUUCAGAGAUGUUACUUAUGUGUAGCUAUGCUACAGUUUUUGUACACAUAAAUGUGUUGGCAUUUAUAUUGUGUUAAAUGCACAUCAAUCAGCUUUUGUUGCGCUCUACUACAUUCAUGCUGAUUUAAAAUUUUGUGUUACAUGUCGUUUUAAAACUUAUUUGUUGUGAACAGAAUUGCUUGUUGCAUACUAAGUGUACUUAAAGUACUUUUGGGCAGGUUUCCCAGACUAAACAAAAAAAGAAAAGAAAAGAAAAAAGAGCUUUCCUGGGAAACCAGCCUCAAGUGUAUCAAUGUCUUGAAGACCACAUGAAAUAUGCAUAGGCCUACCUACACAUGUUAUGGUUCAGCAGCAGCAUCCACAGCAACAUGAAUGAUAAUAAGGAUGUAAAGCAAACAGUGAUUAUGUUCUUGUGAAAUAAAUGUCAAUUGUAAUAUCUGGGUUUAAUGCCCAUAAAGACUGUUUGUAAAGGCACUUGUGUGAAUUGACCUUUGUACAUGUAAUUUCAUUAAAAUGAGUGCAUGUUGUUUUUAAGCUGGGUUUUAUAAUAUUGUCACUGUCUGCCCUUAAAGGGAGCAUUGUUAUUAUUUUUAUAGUGCAUUGCAGUGCAUGAAGUUGCUUAAAUGCAUUUUAUUAAAUGCUGUAUUUAAAAAAAAAAAAUACUGAUGUAAAUGUUGUGGCUUUAAAAUAUCAACCAUGAGCAGCUGCCAUAUUAGAGGAUAUUAGACCUGAAAGAGGAUUUUUUUUUUUCCUUUUCUUUUUCAGCUUUGUGGAUUGAGUAUCCUAUGCUUCAAGUUUUAUAAGUGUUCAUGUACUUGUUCAGUGUAUUUCUUCAGACAUUGUGAGUGAAUAAUAACUCAAACAACAUUCAUGUUUUGCUCAAGUUUGUCUCAGCCCUACAUUUUCUACCUCACACCGAUGAAAAUAUUAAAAAAAAAAAAAAAUGUAUUUCACAGUUGAGCUCCUGUAUUGGCAUUCCAUUCUCUGAGGCUGGCUUCUCCGAGGCCACAGAUUAUGACAGAAAUAAACAAUUACCCAUGCAGUAA